UCCAUGGCUUUCUACCCAGGGCUCUGGGGCUCCCUCGCCUAUGUAAGCAGAGCCCUCAGCCAGCGCUGCUUCAGCACCACUGGAAAUCUCAGUGCCAUUCAGAAGAUGACCCGGGUGCGUGUGGUGGACAACAGUGCCCUGGGAAACACCGCUUACCACCGCCCUCCUCGCUGCAUCCAUGUCUAUACCAAGAAUGGGGUGGGCAAGGUGGGCGACCAGAUACUGCUGGCCAUCAAGGGACAGAAGAAGAAGGCUCUCAUUGUGGGGCAUUGCAUGCCUGGUGCCCGGAUGACCCCCAGGUUCGACUCCAACAAUGUGGUCCUCAUUGAGGAUAAUGGGAACCCUGUGGGGACCCGGAUUAAGACACCCAUCCCCACCAGCCUGCGCCAGAAGGAAGGCGAGUAUUCCAAAGUGCUGGCCAUUGCUCAGAACUUUGUGUGAGGAAGAC
Chrysochloris asiatica (Cape golden mole) is the source of this 448-nucleotide messenger RNA. RefSeq names its product mitochondrial ribosomal protein L14 (gene MRPL14). Lineage: Eukaryota; Metazoa; Chordata; Mammalia; Afrosoricida; Chrysochloridae. Gene Ontology annotation, biological process: translation. Gene Ontology annotation, molecular function: structural constituent of ribosome. Gene Ontology annotation, cellular component: mitochondrion; ribosome. The transcript has 2 exons. Bases 4 to 441 code for a protein of 145 amino acids. The record is from RefSeq and is a predicted model, not a curated record.